CGAGAUGGAGGAGGGGAGGAGAAAGAAAGAAUGGACAAAAGUUGAGUGGAGGAAUGUGAGUUCGUCUGAAGAGGGAAUAAGGCGUCCUGAUGGGAGAGAGUUUUGGAGGCAAAAGGAAAUUCUGACAAAAAUACGCGUCGUGAUUCCAAAAAUAACAACUCUGGUUGGAAAACUCUAGAGUGCUCUUUGGUUUCGGCUUCACGCGCUUCAAUAGCUUACUUCACGUACAGGAUUACUAAAAACAUUUUGAACUUUAAAAAAGAAGAAAGAACGAAUUAGCUGCUUUUGGAAACAGAUUUCAACGGAUGACAAUUUUGGGGACAACUUGACAGCUGCAAUUUUGAACCUGAGGAUUCGAGUUUUUCUAUGUAUUUCCUUCUUUACCGUUUUGAAGUUUACUAAGGAAUCCGAGAGAAGCGCUCAUCUGUGGAAAGUUGAAGCGCAAUCUGAGCUCGCGUUAGAGCUGGAGCGAUGCGAUGAUGAUGAUGCGGUCUGAGUCCACCGUCACUGAUUCCCUCACGGCACCGACGCCGAACCGCCGCGGCCCGAAACCAGACAAAAGAAUGACCGGGUCGAACCUUAUCAUUCUGUUACUCGUGACAGUGCUGCGCCUCGGGACCGCGGAGCAUGUGUCAGGUCUACAUUUUGUGGAGAGCCCUGAGAACGUGACUUCUUCUCUUGGGAAGCCAGUGGUGCUUCGGUGUACCUUGCGAGCGGACGGGGUGGACCAGGAGCCCCUGGAUGUGAUCUGGCUGAGGGAGGGACAACCACUGGACUUAGCUGACACCAACCAGAUGCAGUUCCCCGUAGAUGAAAACAGCUGGCUGGUUUACAGUGAUCUCAAGAUAGAGGAGGUACAGCUCUCAGAUAUGGGCGGCUAUCAGUGUGCGGUUUACUCCGGUUUAGAGGAGACAUUUUCCAUUGAGGGGCACAUCCAAGUAGAAGGUCUCCCUCAUUUCUCAGUGGAGCCGCACCAUUUGUCAGUAGUGGCUAAUGUAGGGCUGAGUCUGCGCUGCGAGGCUCAUGGUCCUCCUGAACCUGUACGGGUCAUCUGGCUACAGGACGGGGCUCCUCUCAAUAAACUGGAUGACCCGAUAUCCCUGUCGCCCUCAACACUCAACAUCUCAGGUUUGAAUAAAACCAGCUCUUUCUCCUGUGAGGCACAUAAUCGCAAAGGUGUGGCGUCAUCUGGCACGGGUGUUGUGACGGUCCUUCCUUCCCCACCCCAUGACAUUAAAGCUGAAGAGAUCACUAAUUCAAGUGUCCGUCUGUCUUGGCACAUGGGCUUUGGAGGAAUCUAUCCCAUCAGCCUCUGCAUUGUUCAGGUUAAAGCUUCUGGUGAAGACUCCGAUCAGCUGAUCUACAAUCAGGAGGUCAGCGCACUAGACACCAGCCGUCUGGUAUCGGAUCUGGAAGCCUUCAGCCAAUAUGAUUUCAGAAUGGCCUGCCAGAGCAGUCAGGGUAUCUCUAACUGGACGGCGUGGGUCACCGUCAGCACCAGCGAAGGAGUUCCGGAUUCGGCCCCAGACAAUGUGACGGUUGUGGUGAACGGAACAGAAGUGUUCCUGAGAUGGUCGGAGCCUUCUGGAAAGAUUAACGGCCAACUACAGGGAUACAUGAUGGAGUACAGCGCACCGAAUAUGGAACAGCAGGUUAUGGUGGACACGGGUUUGGACACAGAGCUGCUGGUCAAUCUCUCAGCUCCCCUAUCCAAUGUUUCCUUCAGAGUGUGUGCGUACACCGGAGCAGGACAGGGACCCUGGACGCCCCUCCAAACCAUCACGCUCGUUCAUGCAGAAACCGGGCAAUCCAGAGGUCUCUCGAGUCCUCCAGCGUUCUCCUGGCACUGGUGGUACGUGGUGAUGGCCAUCGCCGUCGCUGUCGCUCUUGCUGUGCUCUUGGCUGUGUACGUGACCAGGCUGAGGCGGAAGGAGACGCGCUUCGGUGAGGCAUUCGAACCCAUGAUGGAGAGCGGUGAACUCGUCGUUCGAUACCGAGCUCGUCGCACGUACAGCCGACGCACGACAGAAGCCACACUAAACUCUCUGGGGAUCAGCGAUGAGCUCAAACAAAAGUUACAGGACGUGAUGGUGGACAGACAUAAGCUAACGCUGGGAAAAACACUCGGGGAAGGUGAGUUCGGCUCUGUUAUGGAGGGUUUACUCACUCAGGAGGACUCUGUGCUCAAAGUGGCAGUGAAGACCAUGAAAAUUGCUAUCUGCACUCGCACCGAGAUGGAAGAUUUCCUGAGAGAAGCAGCGUGCAUGAAGGAGUUCGAUCAUCAGAAUGUCAUGCGGCUUCUAGGUGUGUGUCUGCAGACAGUGGAGAGUGAAGGCUAUCCGUCUCCUGUUGUCAUUCUUCCCUACAUGAAGCACGGAGACCUGCACAGCUACCUGCUCUACUCCAGACUCGGCGACACACCGGUGUUUCUGCCCUCUCAAAUGCUGGUGAAGUUCAUGACAGAUAUCGCCAGAGGAAUGGAGUACCUGAGUGGCAAAAAUUUCAUUCAUAGAGACCUGGCAGCUCGAAACUGCAUGUUAAAUGAGAACAUGAAUGUGUGUGUGGCUGACUUUGGCUUGUCUAAGAAGAUCUAUAAUGGGGACUACUACAGGCAAGGGCGCAUCUCUAAGAUGCCUGUCAAGUGGAUCGCCAUUGAGAGUCUGGCAGACAGAGUCUACACCACUAAGAGUGACGUGUGGUCAUUUGGAGUGACAAUGUGGGAGAUUGCGACUCGAGGUCAGACACCGUACCCUGGUGUGGAAAACAGUGAAAUCUAUGAUUAUCUGAGGCAGGGCAACCGUCUGAAACAACCUCCAGACUGCCUGGACAGCAUCUAUUCCCUGAUGUUUUCCUGUUGGCUGUUGAGCCCGAAGGACAGGCCGAGCUUCGAGAUCUUGCGCUGCGAGCUGGAAAAGGUCCUGGAAGAUCUUCCGAGCCAAGACCCGGAGGAGAUACUCUAUGUCAAUAUGGAGGAGACCUCUGGAGAGCUGGGGGCCGUGGGGGGCCGUGACCCCAUAAUGGGCGUCCCCUGUGUUUUCGGGGCCCUGAAGGGUUCGGGCUCUGUGGCCACCGUAGAAGUCCACCACCCCAGCCGGUAUGUGAUCUGCCCCCAACAUGAGAACCAGCGCCUGCUCAACGCAGACUCUAUGGAGAGUCUGAACCUCACGGGCUCCGCACCCACCCCGCUACUGCAGCCCUCGUCCUGUUCCACUCCAGUGCCGCCCUCUGAGAGUCAGUCCUCAGAGGAAAGAGACGAAAAGAUGAAAGUGCCCUGGCAGGGAUGAUGCUGUCGUGACUGAGAGCAUCCCAGACUGCUGAGCUAUUGCUCCUACCCCAUCACUUUGCACAGACACUCCACACACUCCACAUGCCAGACAUUCAGCGUUUAAAGACUUUUUUUAAUGCUCUUCAGGCAAUUUUUUUUUUCUCUGCGUUCCAGAUUGUCCUUUCUGUUCAGUGUAGGUUAUAACAAGUCAUAUUUUUCUGUCUUAAGGUCUGUUCACACCAAGAACUAUAAAGAUAACUAGAACAAUAACUAUAUUUGUGUCCACAACAACAAACGAUAACCAGUAGCGUUUUUUAACCCACCAAAGUAUGCAAUUGCAUGGGGCCCUGUGAGCAAGGGAUGCCCCUGUGAUUUCUCCACACCAGAAUGCGAUUCGGGGGGCCCCCUCCUGGACCCCAAUAAUGUAAACCCACCCUGACGAUAACAGUCUUUUUAUUCUAAGCUCGUGCACUGUGGUUUCAAAGUAGUGAAAAUGGAUGUACAUGACCUGCUGCUUUACAUUACACAAAAACAUCAAAGGAAAAACAGACGCUUUUGGGUACACAAGAUCCUUAAAAGACUAGAGGAGUGGGGAGAAUCCGCCACUCUGAUUAGAGUUGUCUUUGAAGACAAAUUUUAUUCAUAUUUAUGCUGCAUUUCACGGCUUUUACGAGAAGAUGCCCUCAGCAUGCUAUGUUUUGAGCGCAUCUAAACAGUGAUCUUAGCUAGUGUAAUCAAUCUAAUCUAACAGUGAAUUUAGUAUAGUUACUAUAGUGGAAUAAAAAUGCCUAGUCUUUUUCACUGCAACUUCAAAGAAAGCAAAACAAAGUAGUUAGCUGUGUUGUGAACUACAUCUUUAUCGCUAUCUUUAUAGUUAUCAUCCUUGGUGUGAACGGGCCUUUAUGCUGUGUCGUAACCAGAAAGUAUGUUGAUGAAGUGACAAACGACGAGUAAUAAUGGCAGAUUUGUUUUGCUUACUGUUGCUCAUACUUAGGGUUAACAAUUUGAACACCCCCCCCCCCAGACUUGUGUAUUAAACUUCAGUGUUACGGCUUGUUGAGAUGUAUGCUGUUACUUUUCAAAGAGACUCAACUUUGAAGACUAACAUAGCGUUGCAUUGAAAAAGGGACCCCAGCAAUAUCUGUAGAUUGAGGCUCGUUAACCACGUAGCACCCUAGUAAACGCAUGGCAAUUACUCCAUUUGCUAUGGUAGGCCAACGGCAGCACAACAGAAACAAAACAUCAGCAUGCUUUUAUCACAUGACACCUGGUUAGGACAUGGUGUUGGACUCAAAACAAGUUCAGAUAAUCAGCACCCCUACUGCCGCCUUAUGGGACUGAUAUCAGUCAGCUGGAAUCUGACCAGUUUAAGCCCUUUUCUGUAAGGUCUAGGCUCAUGAUAUAGUUAGCAUACUGCUGAUAUUGAUCACAACAACUCAGGUGGUGCUUGGAUUUACAAUGACCAAUGACACAAAGCUCAGAUUCAGCAAAUGCCGUGAACUAGCUUGACACUGCCACUCUGUAGAAUGGGACGGAACUGGUCAGAGACCGAAUCCGUGUCUGUCCUCUGAGACAUUUGACAAACUCUCUCGAGUCUCCUGAACAGCAUCUUUUUCCAAAGAAACACAUGGAGGAUGACGAUUACAUUCCAUGUUUGGUCUAACAUGUCAAACCAAAUCCUCAGUGAUUACGUGCGAGACCUAGAGACACACUUGAGCUAAUCUCCAGGUGUACGUGUACAUUUUUAUAACUGUGUUUCGAAGGUUUUCUGAAUCAACAGGGUUGUUUUUUUACACAUUGAUUUGAGACCAAUUUUGUGGUUUCUUUCGAGAUUCGCAGGUUUAGAGGAGUAGACUAGAGCUUCUCAGAGGCCCUGCCCCAGACUCAAGCACAGUAUUUUUUCUUGUUUCUUAAUGUUUUUUUUGUAAAUUUGAUAUUUUGCACUAAUCAAUUUUUUGUCAGUGUAUUGUUUGUGUUUCUUUGUUUAUGCUUUUUUUGUUUGUUUUAUCUUAUAUGGACAUUUAGACAAUGUAUGAUAGAAAUACAUUUACCAUAAUAUUAUCAUAUUAUGAUAAUGUUUUUAAAAAAAGAGUUUUCAAAUGAGGUCAAAUAUAGAUGACGUUUUAGCUGAUUUUUUUUUUUUUUUUUUUUUUUAAUUAACAUGCUAAAAAUGAUCAUUUGUUAAAGUCAUUUCUUCCACACAGCCUUUAAUCAGUUUACACCAUAGAACCAAUGAUUGAAAAAAGAUGAAUGGUCAUUUUUUCACUGAUGUAAUGUGGUACUUGUAAGAUUGACCGAGGUACUUUAAGAUAUGACAGAUGUAACUGCAUAUGAUAAUUCACUGAGCCACAAUGCUAUAGACACAUACAGCAUUGGAUGACAAAUGAUGUCCGUGUGUGCCGGUGCUCAGCUGGAAUCAUCUAUGAUAAACACAUUUACUGUCUACACCUUUUAGUGUAUGAAAUAUCGAAGGCCAACAUUAACUUAACAGCACAAAAGCCCCUACAAAAUGUUUUCAGUCACCUUGUGUGUAUUUGCAUGCUCACAUUUUCAGCACAAUUUCUAAUAACUUUUGUCUUUCGUGAUGUGUAAAUGGAUUUGAAGUGUCUCUAACCUCAGCUGAAGAGGACAAACUGAGCUGCACCACUUUUGCAUGUGAUAUUUCAGCCUGCAUCUUAUUCACCAACUAUCCUCAAUCUGGCAACAGGGCCAAUCAGCUCUGAAACAAUGCUGUGCUAUGAGUAUUUCAAUUUAAAUUCAUUGUCAUUUGUUGUUCACACAGACAGUCCUUUUCCUAUGUGAAUUAGGCUCAUUAUUGAUUGUGCUUUAUUUACACAUACUCUGUCCUAUUUGCCCGGCGUAGUUAACAGUGCACUAUUACCAUCCACAAAAACUUAAUUUUAUUUAACAUUACAUUUAAUAUUCUGUCAGUAAAUCAGCCAAUGAUGAUCAAAUGGUGGAGUAGAGUUAUAAUUUUUUAUGAUUUUUAUGUACCGAAAAGUGCUGUGACAGAAGUACAAAUAUUGUUUUUAUCAACAUGAAUUCAUAGACAGAAUCAUGCACUUCAAAGUGCCUUUGAACGCCAGUAUUUUGCCAGUAUGAUGGCUGUUUAUGGUGCACAAACAUUUAGCUUUAGGUUUAUAUGUCUAAUGUUGUCUAGAUAACAUCAAUGUCAUUAUUGUGAUUUUGAUACGCUUUGUAUUAAAAAAUAAAUACUGCCUGCACAGUU
Megalobrama amblycephala (Wuchang bream) is the source of this 6494-nucleotide messenger RNA. Its product is annotated as tyrosine-protein kinase receptor UFO. NCBI's taxonomy places the organism in Eukaryota, Metazoa, Chordata, Actinopteri, Cypriniformes, Xenocyprididae. The coding region runs from base 477 to 3284 and encodes 935 amino acids. The transcript is spliced from 20 exons. Gene Ontology annotation, biological process: phagocytosis; multicellular organism development; nervous system development. Gene Ontology annotation, cellular component: signaling receptor complex. Gene Ontology annotation, molecular function: ATP binding; transmembrane receptor protein tyrosine kinase activity; protein binding. The record is from RefSeq and is a predicted model, not a curated record.